AUGAAGUCAGUGCUCUUCAGCCGCUUCUUCAUCCUCCUGCCCUGGAUCCUGAUCGUCAUCAUCAUGCUCGACGUGGACACGCGUAGGCCCGCGCCCCCGCUCACCCCGCGCCCGUACUUCUCGCCCUAUCCCGGGGGCCGCGGGGGCGCCCGCCUCCCGCUCCGCCGGGGCGGCGCGGGGCGCGGCCGGGAGCAGCGCAACGAGUCGCGGCCGCCGCUGCCGCUGCCGCCCGAGCCGCCGCUGCCCACCAUCUAUGCCAUCACGCCCACCUACAGCCGCCCGGUGCAGAAGGCCGAGCUGACACGCCUGGCUAACACGUUCCGCCAGGUGGCGCAGCUGCACUGGAUCCUGGUGGAGGACGCGGCGGCGCGCAGCGAGCUGGUGAGCCGCUUCCUGGCGCGCGCGGGGCUGCCUAGCACGCACCUGCACGUGCCCACGCCGCGGCGCUACAAGCGGCCCGGGCUGCCGCGCGCCACCGAGCAGCGCAACGCCGGCUUGGCCUGGCUGCGCCAGAGGCACGGGCACCAGCGCGCGCAGCCCGGCGUGCUCUUCUUCGCCGACGACGACAACACCUACAGUCUCGAGCUCUUCCAGGAGAUGCGAACAACACGCAAGGUCUCUGUGUGGCCAGUGGGCCUGGUUGGUGGGCGGCGCUAUGAACGUCCAUUGGUGGAAAACGGGAAGGUCGUCGGCUGGUACACCGGCUGGAGAGCAGACAGAACCUUUGCCGUCGAUAUGGCAGGAUUUGCUGUAAGCCUUCAAGUCAUCUUGUCCAACCCCAAAGCUGUAUUUAAGCGUCGUGGGUCCCAGCCCGGGAUGCAGGAAUCUGACUUUCUAAAGCAGAUCACGACCGUCGAAGAACUGGAACCGAAAGCAAGUAACUGCACCAAGGUCCUCGUGUGGCACACUCGGACAGAGAAGGUGAACCUAGCCAAUGAGCCCAAGUACCACCUGGACACGGUGACGAUCGAGGUGUGACGGAGCCGCAGCUGGUGCUCUGGCGGGCGUGCGGGAUAGGGCUGCGGGCACCCGGGGGCCGUUUCC
Mesoplodon densirostris (Blainville's beaked whale) is the source of this 1044-nucleotide messenger RNA. RefSeq names its product beta-1,3-glucuronyltransferase 2 (gene B3GAT2). The transcript has 4 exons. Gene Ontology annotation, cellular component: Golgi membrane. The coding region runs from base 1 to 978 and encodes 325 amino acids. NCBI's taxonomy places the organism in Eukaryota, Metazoa, Chordata, Mammalia, Artiodactyla, Ziphiidae. Gene Ontology annotation, biological process: chondroitin sulfate proteoglycan biosynthetic process; carbohydrate metabolic process. The record is from RefSeq and is a predicted model, not a curated record. Gene Ontology annotation, molecular function: galactosylgalactosylxylosylprotein 3-beta-glucuronosyltransferase activity.